This is a messenger RNA of Culex quinquefasciatus (southern house mosquito), 1799 nucleotides long. Its product is annotated as retinaldehyde-binding protein 1. Gene Ontology annotation, cellular component: membrane. The record is from RefSeq and is a predicted model, not a curated record. Gene Ontology annotation, molecular function: phosphatidylinositol bisphosphate binding. The transcript is spliced from 7 exons. The coding region runs from base 566 to 1759 and encodes 397 amino acids. Lineage: Eukaryota; Metazoa; Arthropoda; Insecta; Diptera; Culicidae.
CCUCUCACGCGAAGUUUAACCCAGUGAAAGUAUUGAGUUUUUUAAGGGAGGGUCCUGAGGACCUACAGAUUUUCAAGUGCCCCUUUCGAAAGUGUUGAUUAAUUUGUGGUUUUUGGCUGUUUGAAUUGCGCGAUAAUGAGCUGCGAGAGUGUUUGUCAAGUAGUCGUCAAAUGAAAGCCGUUAAAAUCACGCCACGCCGCGCGGGAAGCCAAAUUAAAAAUAGCUCCAUUCACCUUUAAUAGGGGCUUUCAUCUCAUUCUCGGCAUCGUCGUCGGCGGCAGCAGUACUCUCGGUCAGUAGUUUAUGGCCGUAAAUUGUGUCGAGUGACAGCAUCGGUCAAGCGUUUCAGUUUACUGACCCCGUAACCCACCGAAACGGAAUCCGGUCGGAACCGGUGGGAAAUCGAUGAUUCUUGAAGCAGUUCGUUAUUCCAAAAAAUAAUGAGAUAAAUUCGUCGACACACCAGUGAAUUAUAAACACCAACAAGCAUAGCUCAACAGUACCAACCAAAUCAAUACGCUUCCUUGGCCUAAAUUAAAAGCAGAAAUAAAACCUAAUAAAAACCAUGUCCAGCAACGGGAGCACUCCAAUCAACAGUCCCCGGAAGAUAUUCGGCAGGACGGCGACGUCGGACAAGAACGCCAUGCUGGAGUACGAGAUGAACAAAAAUCUAGAUAGCCAUUUCCGCGAAAAGGCCGAGAAGGAACUGGGCGAAACGGGCAGCGAACUGACGUACACCAAGAUCCGACAGCUGAGGCAACAGUUGAACAUCUACGCCGAACACCACCAGCGAGGGUUGGGCGGACGGCGGGACGAUUCGUUUUUGUUGCGAUUUUUGCGCGCGAAAAAGUUCGACGUCGAUAAGGCGUUCAAAAUGAUUCAAAAGUACUACAAGAUGAAGGACGAAUACCCGGAGAUCUUCAAGGUGUCCCCACCUUCCGAAAUGAAGUUCAUGCUGGAAAUGCAGAUCCAGUGUAUGCUUCCAAAGCGGGACGACAGUGGACGUCAGAUUUACGUAUUUAGAGUUGAGAAAUGUGAUCCGUACAAAAUUCCAGUAGACUACGUAUUCCGCAGCAACGUGCUGGCACUGGAGGAUGCCGUCCGCAACCCAGAGGUUCAAAUUGGUGGGCUGGUCGUGCUGCUUGACAUGUCCGGGCUGGGAUUCGCACAUGCCAGGUACUUGUCCCCACACUUGGCCAAGAAAACCGUCGAGGUGGUCCAGGAAGCGUUCCCGAUGCGCUUCAAGGCGUUCCACGUGCUGCACGAACCGUUUUACUUCGACGCCAUCCUGGCGGUGUUGAAACCCUUCUUGAAGGACAAGAUCCGACGGCGAAUACACCUGCACGGCCACAACCUGAACUCACUGCACAAGUACAUCUCGAAGGACUUUCUGCCGGCGGAGUACGGCGGAACGUUGCCCCCGUUCGACAACACCGAGUGGCGUACGGCCAUCCUGGAGAACGAGCAGUACUUUGUCGACCUGGAAUCGUACAACCACGGGCCGGACAGCAGCUGCUUCCUGGACAACGUGGACGGCAGUGGUGGCGGCGGCGAUGCGGACAGUAUCGAGAGUUUGCAGUUUGGGGACACCGAGACGGAGGACAGCGAGUUUGACGAGGACGACCGGCGGGUGUUGAGUCCAAAGCGGACGCCCCGGUCGUUGGUGAACAUUGAGGAGAUUUUCCUGAGGAACGAGUUGAGCAACGGGGGCGAUGACGACGAUGGGCGUCCCGAGAAAGAAGUUGAAGAUGUGAAAUAAAGUUGAAGGGAGUUUGCUGCUGCAUCGUGUGUGUGUGAGA